UUGGCAUUUUCCUCUUAUAAAAAGCGAUACAGCUUUUGUCAAAUUAACUCAAAAAUAUAUAUAUUUUAGUUAACUCCAUUCGUUUCCCCAACGUUAACCUGUUACGUAAAUUAUCCUAACCUGCUAAGAAAAGUCAAAUCUGACCAAAAACUGUAUCCCGUCUACUCAAAACCCUUAUCUCCCUACUGUCACAUGGCAUGAAUAAGAUGCAUGUAGACAUGGGGGAGAUAGAAAAUGAACCAGUGCUACCGAAAAUUACUGAUGCCAAGGGUAUUCUCCAACAGAACCGCGAGUUCCUGGACUUCUUCUGGGAUAUCGCUAAACCUGAACAAGAGAUACGGCUGAAGGCCAUUGAAAAUCUCAUACAAUAUCUGAAGACUAGUGAAAAGACAGAUGAGUUGACAUACACCCUGAAGAGACUGGUGGAUGGCUUGGCACACACUAGAGAGGCUGCCCGGCCAGGCUUCAGUUUGGCUUUGGGACAGGUACUGAGCGUGUUUGAGGAGGUACCUCUGCGUACAGCCUUUGAUCAAAUCAAAGAGAAGCACAACUUGGCGAAAGUGAAAAAGAAACUCAUCAGAAAUGCUGCUUUUGGGAACUUCUUUGGUGUGCUCGCCCUGUCUCAGUCCACACGCCUUCCAAAGGAGCCUCAGGUGGUGCUGGAGUGUGUCCAGCUCCUCCAGAGCCUAUCGCAGUAUAGAGAACACCUGCGGGACCUGCCCAGGAAGACCAUGGUGGACAUCCUGUCUGAGACGUCAGAGGAGGUGUUUGAGGAGGUGCUGCUGGGAGCCCUGCAGACAGACCUGUCCUCUGCCUUCAGCACCCCUGAGCAGCUGCAGCUCCUCCUGGUGGCCAUGCAGAAGUUCCCCCAGGUGCUCAAGCCCAAGAAGCUGAAGAAGCUGCUGGGCACCUCCACAAUCAUUACCAUGGACAAUAUCCCUAAGUUGACAGAUGUAGUGAAGAUGGCGGCCCGCUCAGUCAAGAAGGACCGCCUGCUGCCUGCGGUGGCUCUGGACCUGCUGCAGAUCUCUCUGAGGGAGGACAACUUUGAGCUCUUCUGGAGGGAGACCAUCAUUAACGGCAUGCUGAAAGACCAGCCGGGGCCCACACAUUACCUGAGCUACCGGCUGUUGGGUAGUGCCCUGCCCUUGUUGACCCUGGCCCAGCUGAAACAGGUGUUAAAUGGAGAGGUGAUGAGGACCUACGGGGAACACGUGGUCUCUGCACAGCUCCCAGACCGCUUUAAGUUUGCCCCCGAGAUGGAGACGUACGUUGGCGACUUCCUGCAGGGCUGUGAUGACCCGGAGAAGCAGCUGGCGGUUAUGGUGGCCUUCUCCUUGCUCACAAACCAGGGCUACCCUGUGGUGCCCUCCUUCUGGAGGGUUGUGCAUCACCUGCAGCCGACCGCACUGCAGAGCUACGUGGACUGGCUCAAAGACAUGUUCCUCAACCCCCGGCUGGACAGCUGCCUGGACUUCAGCACCCGCAGGCAGAAGGAGAACCAGGAGGGCGGAAUCCAGAGAGAGAACUGUAUAUUCCGCCUGAGGAAGUGGAUCAUUCCACGCCUAACCUCCAUCGCCGAGAACAACCAGGUGAAGAGAGAGGAGGCUCUAGUGAUGGAUGUAGCCAGGUUUGUCUUUUUCCAUGCGUUCUUCAAUGCUAAGAAGGCCACCCCAGACAUACUUGAGACAGAAGCCACCCUGUCAGUGCCCCUGGAUGAGAAGACCAGAGCCAUCAUCAUAAACUCCUUCUUUGGAUUGCUGCAGCACAUCAACCACCUGCCUUUGCUGGGCGACUCCCCUGAGGUGGCAGCCCGCAACCAGAGGCACAUGCAGGGUGUGAUGGCUGACGGCUCCAUGUGGAUCUUCUGUCUGGUGCGGUACGCUGACACCCUACUCAACCAGCCCAAGUACGCUCAGAGCACCCAGCCCUUCAGCCCCGAGCAGAGACAGGCCUGGGACAGUAUGCUGGCGUCAGUGGGGACUCUAAUGAAGAAAUCUAAGAAAGGCCAGACUCCAGAGACCUCUGCUUUCCAACAACUCUUCCUGCUGGUUGGCAUUCACCUCUUCAAGGCUCCAGAGGAUUUGGUAGACCUGAUGCAGGAUCUGCAGAACUGCAUGGAAAAAGCCCAAGAGAAGAAGUCCAAGAAGAAGAAGGCGGUAACCGGUUCUGCAACAGCAGGAGAGGAGGAGCCCCACUGGGCUGAGGUGGUGGUGGACAUCCUGCUCUCACUCCUGUCCCAGCCCAGUAGACACAUCCGCCACGUCUGCAGGACUGUCUUCUCCAACAUCUGUCCCCACGUCACCGCCAGAGCCCUCACCGCCAUCUUGGAUGUUCUGGACCCAGAUAAAGAUGAGGAGGACAGUUCCAUCGUGGUGACGGAUGAUAAAGACUCUGACAAAAUAAAGAAGAAAGACAAAAAAAAGAAAGGCAAGGAUGAAGACGACGAAGAGAUGAAUGAGGAUGAGUCGGAUGCAUCAGACGACGACUCUGAUGAGGGUGAAGAUGAGGCCAUGGAGGAGGGGAGCGAGGUGGAUCAGAACUUCCGCAUUGAGCUGAUGAAGGUCCUACAGAACCAGGGUGCUCUGGCCACUGAAGAGGAUGGCAGCGAUGGUGACGAGCUGGACGAUGAAGCCAUGAUGAAGCUGGACGGCAGCAUCGCAGGACUGUUCCUUGAACAGAAGAAGAAGAUGCAGGCCAAGAAAGAUGAGAAGGACAAGCUAAAAAAGGAAAAGACCCUCGUCAGAGACUUCAAGAUCAAGGUGCUGGACCUGGUGGAGGUGUUCCUGGCCAGGCAGGGCAGCAGCCCUCUGGUGCUGGGCAUGGUGGAGCCCCUGCUCAGCGUCAUCGAGAGCGGCAUGAGCUCCGAGAGCGACCAGCAGGAGCAGGACUUCCUCCGCAAGGCCGCAGACAUCUUCAAGAACCAGCUGUGCCGGGCCAAGCAGUACUGUAAGACCGUAGGUGACAGACAGGGGGAGCUCCACGACCUGCUGGAGAAACUCAUGACCAAAACCCAGAAGCUGUCUGACUCCUCAGUGUCACUCUACUUCUUCAGUGCAUCUCUGUACCUGGUCAAGGUGCUGAGAGGGGGGGCGCCCGUGGCCUCAGCAGAUGGCAAGACAACACCUUCUACUGAGCUGAGGUUCAUGGGUAACGUGGACGUGGAGAGGGUGUCGGCCAUCUUUAACGGGGCGCUCUGCUCCUUCAUGACGCGCAGGAAAAGCCCUCUGUCAGGCCUAAUGUUUGUCGACCUCUUCACCCGCUUCCCUGUUCUGUGUGUGAACCUGUUGGUGACCGCAGUGGAACACAUCACAACAGGAGUCAGAGAACACCAACAGAGCCAGGCCAGUGCCAUGGUGCUGCGGGGGCUGCAGAGCAGGGAGGUACAGCAGCUGUUAGCAGGCAACCCCUGGGCAGGGCUGCUUCAGCAGGCGGUGGGCCGUGUGGCAGCGAGUCUGGAGACUGUAGUUGAGACUGGUAAGAACAAGGUGGUCCAGGAGAAGUUGGUCAAAGCCCUGGAGCUCGGUCUCUUCCUGGUCAAAACUGUCAACCAGCAGAAGCUGUCUGUGGAUCUGGAGCCCCUCAAAAAGGUUCUUCAGUCCAUGAGAGAGGUUCUGGGCUUCAGGAAGACUGGACAGAUGGAGGACACCUACUGGGCUGUUAUGAAACAUUUUGGAGUCAUAAAGCCCAAAAGGGACAGAACCAGGAAAACCAAAGACCAGGCAGAGCUGACCGCUCCCAAGAAGAAGAAAGGAUUCCUGCCCGAGACCAAGAAGAGAAAGAACCGCAAGAAGCAACUGCCUGUCUCUGAGCAGGGGGCAGCAGAUGCCAACACAGUCCCCUUGGGGAAACCAGAGGGAGGAAAGAAGAAAAUAAACAAAAUCAAGAGGAAACUACCAGGAGGAGGAGAGACACCUGGACAGGGUCCGACCAAGAAGGCCAAGACGACACAGCCUGAAGGCAAACAGAAGAAGGGAGGCAGAGGAGAAUAAAGUGGACUAUAUGUGUGUACUUAGGCCAGAGAGAGAGCCUGUGGUUGUGAAGAUGGGGUCUCAUGCUCUGGUUUUGUAACUUUGCUCUACGAAGAGCUCCUAUUGAUAUCCUUUUCAUACAAAGGAAGGGUGAGGUUUGUUUGUGGCCUUAGACUGUAUGUUCCCUUUGCGUCCCCACCCCAUCCCAACACAUCAGUGUGAAUCUUCUGCAAAAUUCUGGAGUGUUCAUAAGCCUCUGAACUGAUAAGUAUUCAAAUAAUAAUUGGUCAUUGCUUUGUCUAUGCGCCAUUUUCCUUGCAUGCGUUCUCUGCGAACAAGGGAGCAUAGUCUGCUUGAAUCCAGGCCUUGGGGAUUAUGCUAGUAGACCUCAAGCCUAUUGAAUGUGUUGCACAUGGUGAAAUAACACUGCUUUUAUUGAUAUUAAACAUGUUACAUUAUGGCAAGUCACACAACAGAAUCUGAGACUGUUGAUCUUUCUUAGUAAUUCUGCCAAAACAGGGUUCCAUCUCAAUGUAGGCAGAUGGAGAUUCUCUGGUCGGUCCGGUUUGUCCUCAGUACACUGUUGAAGAGACUGGAAGGAAAAGAGUGGUCCAAUGAGGAAUUGUCUGCGUUGCACCCAUAGAGAAACUCAUCUGUCCCAUUAGUCUUUUUUAAAUUGAACCUUUACCUUGGCAAGCCGGUUAAGAACAAAUUCUUAUUUACAAUGACAGCCUACCAAAAGGCCACGGGAUUUAAAAUAGCACGAUUGGCUGAGCCCUCCGCCAAUGAAGUUGGAAGUCCCAUUAUCUAUGGUUGAAUUUCAGAAGAUAAAGGGACAAUACACUCCCAAGUUUAACUUCUUUUUAGACCUCUAUGAUGAGUCCAUGUCCCAAGCAAUAAGUUGUGUCGACCCUGCUAUUUAAUUUCUUAUUUUAACCUUUAUUUAACUAAGCAAGUCAGUUAAGAAUAAAUUAUUAUUUUCAAUGAUGGGUUAACUGCCUUGUUCAGGGGCAGAGUGACAGAUUUUUAUCUUGCCACCUUUCGGUUACUCGUCCAACGCUCAAACCACUAGGCUACCUGCCGCACCAACCCAAAUCAAUUCAAAGACACGUACAACAAAUCUGGAAAUACCAUGGUGCUUUUCCAUUCAUUUUAUCUUGUGGAUGGCCUGUGACAUGGACUUAUCUUGGGAGUGUGAUAUUCCUUUAAGAUGGCGCCAGUAAUAGUAUUGUUUUAAAGGAGGCAUUACAGAUAAAAGUAAAACUAGUUCAUAGAGAUGGGAGCUGUACUCACGUCCACUGCUGCUCAGGCUGGAGGACAUGUAGCUGCUCCCGCCUCCGAAGGAACCCCCGCCUCCGUAGGAUCCCCCACCUCCGAAAGACCCUCCACCUCCUCCUAACCCCAGACCUCCUCCAAAACCUCCAAAGCCACUGCCCAGACCCCCUCCAAAGCCACCUCCUAGGCCUCCACCCAUUCUGUAGCCACCGCCCAGACCCAUGCCGCCGCCGCCUCCUCCUCCUCCCAGACCCAUGCCGCCGCCGCCUCCUCCUCCUCCCAGACCCAUGCCGCCUCCUCCUCCUCCCAGACCCAUGCCGCCGCCGCCGCCUCCCAGGGCCAGGCCAGCCCCACCUCCUCCUCCUCCUCCAAUGGCAGUCUUAGACAUGUGCACGGUCACGCCGCCUCCUGACCUCAGUCUGAAACCAUAUUCAUCACAAAUACAUGACUAUCAUAGAGACGGGCGUAGAACUUCAUAGAGCGUCAAUCAGCACUUAUAUGGGUGAACAUCUGGAUGAUGUAUGAGACCCUACUCUCUUACCUGCUCUCCUCGCUGUCCAGAAGCUUCUUGUAUGCAGUGAUCUCAACAUCUAGAGACAUUUUACUGGCCAGGAGUUCCUGGUACUCUUGACCAUAGUGUGUUAUUUGCUGUAAGAAGAGCAUGAUUCAUGGGUUAUGCUGCACCUAGAAACUGCACGUGAAAGUGGCUCAUAGGAGUUGUAUUUUUUACUGGUGUAUACUUGUGGAGGACUCUACCCCAUCCUUACCUUUCUGAUGUCAUCCAGCUGCAACUUGAGGGUCAGCACCUGCUCCUGAUAGGUCUCUGUGUGGGAGCUGGAGUGGGACUCUGCCUCAUCCACCUGAGAUUCCAUCUGGAUGUUCUACAAUGGGAGAGAUCAGUCCUGCGUAUUAAAACACUGUGGCGAGCAUUAGGUUGUCAGGAGAUAGGACUGGGAUACUUAACCUCAUACUGUCAUUUAUGAAAUCAAUGAAACAUUUUCUUUGAGGCUGUAUAAUUUCAGGGUAGACAAGGUCAUGUUCCUACCAGGGUCUUGAGUCUGUCGAUCUCCCUCUGUACUGAGUCGAUCUGCAGUUUGUACAUGCGCAGCUCCUCUUUGGUUUGGGUCAGAGUCUGGGUACUGGGCUGGGACGUCAUGGACAUCAUGGAGAGCUGGGGUUUGAAAUAAGAAAAAGGAGGUUACAUUUUCAUGGUGCCUUCACUAGUCUUAGUCUACGCAAACUUGAGAAAUAAACAUAAGAUUUGAGGUUGGAUGCUGGAAGGCAAUGUAGGCUAAAAUAGUGUAUUCUGAGUGCAAUGCUAAGAACAUCCACUUGGGGGAGACUGCAACACAGAUAGGAAUGAGAGAUAAUGAAUGUUGUACUGGUUCCAAUGGUGUUAGCAAAACAGGUCAUUUUUGCAACUAGUUAUCGUUAGAUAAUGCCUGACAGACUUGAUAUUAUUAUUAUGUUAAUGCAAUAUAAAGUUGAUGGACCAAUAGACUGGUUGACAAAAUGCAGACUAGAUACUGUCGGUCGCUGAAGGGUACAUACACUGUCCUGCACAGAAACAAGGGCGUCCUGCUUGCUGCGCUGGGCCAGGGCUUCAUAGUGGGACUUGACAUCUGACAGGGCAGAGGUCAGGUCCUGGGCUUGGGCUGCGUUGUCCACCGAGAUGGAGAAGGCUGACCUCACACUGCCCGUCAUGAUGUUCCUCACCUCCUUCACUUUCUACAACACAAAGCAAAUGUGUUAUGUCUAAUGUCCAAUUGUUUUAGUCUUCCUUGUGGCUAUGGCAACAUAAUACAGCUUUUAAAAUA
Oncorhynchus nerka (sockeye salmon) is the source of this 7063-nucleotide messenger RNA. RefSeq names its product myb-binding protein 1A-like protein. Lineage: Eukaryota; Metazoa; Chordata; Actinopteri; Salmoniformes; Salmonidae. The transcript has 26 exons. Gene Ontology annotation, biological process: regulation of DNA-templated transcription. Gene Ontology annotation, cellular component: nucleolus. Gene Ontology annotation, molecular function: transcription factor binding; transcription corepressor activity; RNA binding. Bases 198 to 3992 code for a protein of 1264 amino acids. The record is from RefSeq and is a predicted model, not a curated record.